Messenger RNA from Acanthosepion pharaonis, 1164 nucleotides. NCBI's taxonomy places the organism in Eukaryota, Metazoa, Mollusca, Cephalopoda, Sepiida, Sepiidae. The record is from the annotation of a GenBank genome assembly.
AUGUCAAGUGAUGGACUGAAGAACAUUCUGAAGGAAAACAACGACGAAAAAAGAGGGAAAGUUGGAGACAUAUUAAAAGAGGGCCAAUUGGAUAUUCGGCAGCAUUAUCUAUCUAUCUAUCUAUCUAUCUAUCUAUCUAUCUAUCUAUCUAUCUAUUUAUUACAGCCUGUUCAUAUAUAUCUGUACAUAUGUGAAUCCCGUUCUCUCUCUCUCUCUCUCUCUCUCUCUCUCUCUCUCUCUCUCUCUCUCUUUGGCCUUCUAUCAUUUUUCAUACCUCCAAAACUACAUUGUUUUUUUUUUUAUUACUUUUUCAUUAUUUCUCAAAAUUACAUCACACGAAUUUUCCAAGAAUUGACGAUAUUUCUUUCCCAUCUAUCCCUACCUUUCUUAUUCUUACUUUUUAUCCUUCUCCUUAAAAACUCUAAACUCAUAUUGUCACUCUUCCCUUCUUCACCAGCUACGGCGCUUAUUUGUUUCUUAGCGGCUUUUUUUUGUCCACCAUUUUGUUCUCUUUUUCUUCCCUUUCCGUUUUCUCUUCUUCCUUUUAUUCUCCAUCCCAAAUCCCUCACUCCCCGACCAAUUCCAUCUUUCAUUUUCUUGUCUAUUUCCAUAACAGUAGAGAAACCGGUCCGCUCAAAGCAAAGAAUUUCUUGUCACCUUAAGACGACCCAAUCCCAAACCAACCCAUAUUUCUUUCUUUCCGUUUUUUUUUUUUGCUCUCUCCAGCUUUCGAUGGAUUUUUAUUCUUUCCAUAUGUAUUUUUGUUCUUACUUUCCUCUGUCACCCUUUCUUUUUUAUAUUUCGUCUUCUUCUCUUCAUAGUCCUCCCCAUUUUCAUUGUUCUUUUCUUCUUCGUUUUCUUUUCGAUUUCUAUCUUCUUGUAUUUCUCUUUGCUUUUAUUAUCUAUUUGAAACAUUUCUCUAUUUUCUUCUUCAUCUUCUUUGACUAUUUCUUCUUCUUUUUUCUAUAUUUCUUUUCAUUCUUCUCUUUGUUUAUCACACGUUCUACUUUUGUUUUUUCUUCCGUUCGCGAACGGAUUUCUUUUCUAUUUAGAAACUCUUUUAUUGACUCAUUCGAACUUCCUUUCUAUUCAUUCGUUUUUCUACCUUUUUUCAUUCCUACUCUAUUCUUUUUUAUUUACCUUCUUCUUCCUUUCCUAAUUUAG